AUGACGAACGACCGAUCCCUGGGUCCUAGAGCAAGCUCAUGUGAAGAAACCUCGAUUUCCAAGACGAUCCCCAUCACCAUACAGGAUGCUUUCCACCAGCGUGUCCUGGAGCAACAUGAUGCUCCAGCGGUUUGCGCCUGGGAUGGAGAGCUUACAUAUGGAGAGCUGGACGAGAAAUCCUCGGCCUUAGCCAGACUCUUGGCGCAGAAAGGGGUCCAGGCAGGAGUUUUUGUGCCGCUGUGCUUUGAUCGGUCGCUAUGGACAGCAGUGGCCAUGCUCGCAGUUUCCAAAGCCGGUGGUGUCUUUUGCUUCCUUGAGCCAAAAUACCCACUGGCUCGACUGCAACACAUGUGCCGUCAUAUCAAUUCCAAGAUGGUGCUGGCCAGUGAAUCUCAACUCGAGCUGGCGACGAAGCUGAGUGAGCAUUCUCUGGUCCUUGCCGUGAACGAGAGUUUACUAUCAACCUCCCCUACGGAUCAGGAACUGGGCGAUACGGUUCCUGAUCAAGCAGCCUAUGUCGCCUUCACAUCAGGAUCCACCGGUAAACCCAAGGGUAUCGUUGUAUCUCACCAAGCAUUGGUCGCUGGAAUUCUCCACAAUCAUAAGCCUUUGCAUCUGAAUCGACGUUCUCGGGUCUUGCACUUCGCAUCAUUUGCAUUCGACGUCAGCUUCUUGGAGCAUUUCUGGCCUCUUCUCGUUGGAGGCUGUCUUUGUAUUCCGUCCGAGUCUGACCGCGAAAACAACCUCAUGGAGACAAUCCAGAAACUGCAGGUCAAUUGGGCCUUCUUCACUCCUUCUGUAGCUCGUGUACUCAAUCCCACCCAGCUACCAACUCUGAGACAUCUCAUCUUGGGAGGAGAGCCUGUGACUCAGACGGAUCUGGAUAUGUGGUCACCACACGUCCAAAUCAUAGGCGUGUAUGGUCCAGCAGAGUGCGCGGGAUGCAUCACUGUUCAAUCCGACUAUGGGAAGGUAGUGUCUGCUGCCAAUAUUGGUUUCCCUUAUGCCGUCGCCUGCUGGGUGGUGGAUGAGAAUGACCAUACUGUCCUCGUCCCAACCGGCUCAGUCGGGGAGCUUGUAAUCAAGGGCCCCAGUUUAAGUGAAGGAUACAUUCAUGAUCCUGAACAAACAGCAAAGUCAUACAUUUCAAACCCCCCUUGGCUUUCGGUCUCCAAUGAAGUGGAAGAGAAACUGUAUAAAACCGGAGAUCUGGUCCGCUGUCUCCCUGAUGGCUCCUUUCAUUUCAUCGGCCGCAAGGAUACGCAGGUUAAAAUCAACGGUCAGCGCAUCGAGCUCCAAGAAGUCGAGCAUCACACACGGGCAGUUCUGGGAAGCAACCGAGAGGUCAUUGUGGAAGCUGUCACGGCCGGUAGACCAUCAUCAUCUCUCGUUGCCUUCAUUGUCACAGAAAACGUCCCCCACUCUUCCACUGAACUCUUCCUGGCGCCGGAGGCGGGGUUUCAGGAUCGAAUCAACACAACCAGGUCGCUGCUACGCGGGAGGUUGCCGGGUUAUAUGAUCCCGGAGACUUAUAUCUCGAUCAGUCGUAUCCCUUCGACGGUGACAGGAAAAGUGGAUCGCAAGGGCUUGCGAGAGCAAUUCACCCUUCUUCCGCGUGCCCAGAUAAAGGCUUACUUUGGCCUUGAAAACAAGGAGAAGGCUAUGCCACUUACUGCGACAGAAGUGCAGAUGCAGAGACUUUGGGCCAAUGUGCUCAACCUAGACUUGCACGAAGUUUCAAGACAUGACGAUUGGAUCUCCUUGGGGCAAUUCUUCCUGACGGUGCCGGAGAUAUUCCGCCAUAAAACAAUUGCCACGCUGUGCCAGAAUAUCAAAACAGACGUUUCGGAGAUGAUGCAAGAGAUCAAUCCAUUUGCGCUUCUGUACGACCAUCAGCUAAAGGGCGACACACUUCUCCGUACCAUCGCGGACCAGUGCCAAGUAUCUCAGGACUCGAUCGAGGAUGCUUAUCCUUGUACUUCGCUCCAGCUUGAUGCGUCUCUUGUUCCAAUCCAAUUGGGGUACAAUUAUACACUACGACUCGAAUUUCAAUUGCCGUCCGCUGUUGAUCCAGCCCAGCUCGCCCUCGCAUGGGAAAUGACGGUCGCCGCCAACCCUAUUCUUCGUACGCGCAUCGUCGAGCUGACGAAGGACCGUUAUAUACAAGCGGUUAUUCGAGAGACAAUCCCGUUAGACACUCUUCACAGAUCAACUAUGCCUCAAUACGAGCCUUCUGUAGAUGUCUGGGGACUUGGAAAGCGCCUUGUACGAGUCUGUGUUCAAACAAAUCGGCUCGUCAUGCUCAUACAUCACGCGAUCUACGAUGGCCAAUCUUUACCCCUUCUCUUUCGAGACAUCUCCAGCGCAUACCAAGGUCAGAAGUUGACUCUGAGGCACUUUGCCCCAUUUGUUCGGUGGUCGACAAAUAUCAGUGCUCCUCAACGUCAGUUCUGGAUUGAAAAAUUUGCCGAGUUCGACGGCAGAGUCUUCCCGCCAGUGCUGGAUCCAUCGCUCGAGCCUGUCGAAAGCCGCGAACUUACCGGAACCCUCAACAUCAUCAACGACGAUUUCACUGCCACCAACAAAAUCCGACUGGCCUUCGCUAUCGUGACCUCCUGGUACCUCGGUACAGACGAUGUUGUGUUCGGAGCCGUCUUCGCACGGCGAUCGGCGCCUAUCAUGGAUAUCAUAGAUUCGGCCGUCCCGACUACUGCGAUGCUCCCUGACCGAAUCCAGCUGGACCCCAAAGAGACGCUCAGGUACAAUCUGGAAAGGGAUCAAGAUAAUGUCCUCUCCUUGAUAUCGAACGAAGGAAUUGAUGACCGCGAUAUCGAACAGCUGAGUCCCGAAUGUGCAGCGGCAUGCCAGUAUGGCACCCUGCUGGCUGUGCAACCUGAUUUGACUACGGCAUAUCCGGAGAUGUUUCGUGAGAAGGACAUGCAGUAUUAUGGCCCAAUUUGCGCUUUGAAUGCUCUGCUACAGUGCUACUUGUCCCCUGGGUCUGCAACCAUCUCUCUUCGCCUCAGCGAGACUACGAUGCAGGGCGUGUAUUGUUGGGAGCAAUUCAUGGACGAAUUUCAAGCAGUCUUCCACUUGAUCCAGCAACGCCCGGAGGUGAAGCUUUGUGAUCUUCGAAGUCAGCUGGACAUUUCAACUUCCCGCUCCUUCCUUCCAUAG
Messenger RNA from Penicillium canariense, 3177 nucleotides. RefSeq lists its product as uncharacterized. NCBI's taxonomy places the organism in Eukaryota, Fungi, Ascomycota, Eurotiomycetes, Eurotiales, Aspergillaceae. The record is from RefSeq and is a predicted model, not a curated record. The coding region runs from base 1 to 3177 and encodes 1058 amino acids. The transcript is spliced from 2 exons. Gene Ontology annotation, molecular function: phosphopantetheine binding; catalytic activity. Gene Ontology annotation, cellular component: cytoplasm. Gene Ontology annotation, biological process: secondary metabolite biosynthetic process; amino acid activation for nonribosomal peptide biosynthetic process.